Messenger RNA from Solanum pennellii, 744 nucleotides. RefSeq lists its product as uncharacterized. The coding region runs from base 304 to 573 and encodes 89 amino acids. The transcript has 3 exons. NCBI's taxonomy places the organism in Eukaryota, Viridiplantae, Streptophyta, Magnoliopsida, Solanales, Solanaceae. The record is from RefSeq and is a predicted model, not a curated record.
GAAUAAUCAUAAUAAUGAAAAUUCCUCCUCUUUAGAUUUAUUUGAUGAUCACAGUGCAAAAGAGCAACAAUUAAUUUUGCAAAAUAUUUGCAUGAAUAACUAUAUGUUACAGCAUUAUUUGCAAGAAUAUCAAAAUAUUGAAGUUUCUAGCGUUGAGGAAAAAUUGGUAGGGCGUCCCUCCAAAAAAACCCCAAAUUAUAAAUUCCUCUCAAAAACCCUAACUCAACUAGCUGCUCGCUUAACCGUAUAUCAUUCUCCUCAGCCGUCUCUGUAGCUCCCAACGCUCCGCUCAAUCAGGAGACUAUGGAUGCUCAAAUGCGAGAUGCAUUAUCCCCUCCUCAAGUUAAAGCAACAUUUCACCUAGGAUCAGAAGCAUACUCUGUUGAGGCAUGUAAAGGGAUUUUAUCGGAGCAACUGAUAUCUAUGAAAGAGCAAAGCAUGACCAUACUAAAGGACUAUAUCACCAAGCAUAAUGUUCCAAAUGAAGUCCCAGAUGAACCAGAAGAAUUUUCCUCAGAAGAUGAUGGUGAAAUUCCCGAGCAGCCCCCUGUAAAAUCCAAGAAGCGCAAUUGAUAGAGAUGUGGAAUUUAUUGCCAGUUGCCAUAACUUGAGAUCAAGGGAACUCUUUUAGUAUUUGUAAGUGUGAUGUGAAUGCUUGGUGAAAGUUCCCAUACUCUUUAAUUGGACAAUUUUUCUCUAGAAUGGCGUCUAACAAAAGGCCCUUUUGUUUGUUCAAGCUUUUUA